AUGCGGAGGCGGCCUGGGAUACUAACACUCGACCUCGAGGACUCUGCAAACCACCCCACACAAGCAGACAUGGACACCAAGAUUGUAGUAUUCAUCUGCGCACUGAGUGUGGCGAGUGCCAGCAUCGUGCCGGUAGCGCCCGCCGUUCGCGUUGAUCCUUUACCUCAAUAUUCUUACGGUUACGACGUUCAGGACGCCCUCACUGGCGACUACAAAGGCCACCAGGAGCACCGCAACGGAGACCUCGUCACAGGUUCCUAUACAGUCGUAGAUCCUGACGGCACGAGAAGGGUAGUUGACUACGCUGCUGACCCAAUCAAUGGAUUUAAUGCUGUUGUACGUCGGGAACCACUUGUUGCAAAAGUGAUCGCGCCCGCUCCUGUUCUUCCCGCCCCCCUGGCAGCGCCCGUCAUCCCCCGUGCGCCUGUCCUAGCCCCAGCUCCAGCACCUCUUCUAGCCCCCGCCCCAGCACCACUCUUAGCUCCAGCACCCGCACCUAUUUUAGCCCCUGCACCUGUACCAUACAGGCUACCUAGUCCAUACUACUUUUAG
This is a messenger RNA of Diatraea saccharalis (sugarcane borer), 552 nucleotides long. The record is from the annotation of a GenBank genome assembly. NCBI's taxonomy places the organism in Eukaryota, Metazoa, Arthropoda, Insecta, Lepidoptera, Crambidae.